AUGAGAGAAAGGACAUUAAUAAAUUCACUAUCGAUAACAUAUGCCGGCGGAGAACCUCUGCAGAAAGGGGAGAACGAGAAGAAAAUUAAAGCAUCAUAUGUUAAAAUAUCAGGCCAAAAAACAAGCUAUGACUGCGCUAUCUACGUUAUGAAGUGGCUUGAGUUAAUUGAGCCGGAAAACAUCAAAAAGGGGAAGUAUGAAUGGGAUAAUUGGCCACAGGAGGAGGUGGACCACUAUAGAGUGGAGUAUGCUUCCCGGAUACUAUUCAGUGAGAUGAAUAAACAGAGAGAUCGGGCAAUUAGAGAGAGUAGUGCUAUAAGGCUGUCGAAGCCAUCCUCUGUAUUAUUGAGUCCGUUUUGUCAGAUUAAUUCUGCUGAUAUAGAAACUGGGUAAUCCAACU
Arachis stenosperma is the source of this 400-nucleotide messenger RNA. RefSeq lists its product as uncharacterized. The transcript is spliced from 4 exons. NCBI's taxonomy places the organism in Eukaryota, Viridiplantae, Streptophyta, Magnoliopsida, Fabales, Fabaceae. The record is from RefSeq and is a predicted model, not a curated record. The coding region runs from base 1 to 393 and encodes 130 amino acids.